AGUAAACAAAUAAGCGAAACAAUGAUAGUUCUUGACAGGGGGUCAAGGAGGGCUGCACAAAGUAGAGACAAUCGAGCUGCGCCCUGAGGAUGAGAGAGAAAAGAGGCUGUCAUGGAAGGAACCGAGAGCAGGACAUUGACGGCUGAAGGAAUUGCAAGCGGAAAGGCUGUGAAGCACAUUUGAGGAACAGAAAGUAGUCCGAAUGGCUGGUGUGUGAUAAAUAUGUGCAUUGGAUGAAUGCGUAAGAAUAUUCCCAGCAGCACCGAUCAUGAUGGCCCAAACUAGCAACAACCCAAAGGUGCACCAAUAGACAAAAAAAAAGGGAACUUAGCAAAGUGGCAGCCACUGGCCUGCUCGCCCAGAGCUUGGAACAGAGAGCUGAAGGGGGCCAUAUGACAUCCCUCCUGGACCCCUGGACACUCACAGGACCAGAGACCUCAGGUUGGACCAGGGUGCUUUACUCUGCUGGAGUUUCACCCCUGAUGGAAUGUCCCCUCCUGCCCCCUCAGAGAGGUAGCAUGGGCUCCGAAGGGGGCCCUGUGUGCCCAUCAGAAGAAGCCUGGACAUGGCAGCCUUGGAGCAUGGCAAGUCCCAGGAACGCCAGGAGCCCUGGCUGGACAAGACCCAUAGCCCAGUGCAUGGCAGGGACCAAGCCGAAAGCAUCAGCCCCUGGCCCAGACCUCCCACGUCCAGGACCUGAAGAGCACUUAGAUGCCCACGACAGCCAAAGCUCCAACUCCAGCAUGACCACGCGGGAGCUGCAGGAGUACUGGCGGACCCAGAAACGCUGCUGGAAGCACGUCAAACUGCUCUUCGAGAUCGCUUCCGCCCGCAUCGAGGAGGGGAGAGUCUCCAAGUUUGUGAUGUACCAAAUCGUCGUCAUCCAGACGGGGAGUUUUGACAGCAACAAAGCCAUCCUGGAACGGCGUUAUUCAGACUUCGAGAUGCUCCAGAAGAAACUCCUAAAGACCUUCCGGGAAGAGAUCGAAGAUGUCGUCUUCCCCAAAAAGCACCUGAUGGGGAACUUCACCCCGGAGAUGAUCUCCGAGCGCAAGCUGGCCCUCAAAGAGUACCUAGGUCUGCUCUACGCCAUCCGCUGCGUGCGUCGCUCGCGCGAGUUCAUCGACUUCCUCACGCGGCCCGAGCUGAAGGAGGCCUUCGGCUGCCUGCGCGCGGGGCAGUACACCAAGGCCCUAGACAUCCUGGUGCGCACGGUGCCGCUACAGGAGAAGCUGACGUCCCACUGCCCCGUGAUGGUGGUGCCAUCCCUGUGCGCCAUGCUGGUGUGCCACCGCGACCUGGAGUGCCCCGCCGAGGCCUUCGCCGCCGGGGAGAGGGCUCUGCAGUGCCUGCAGGCCCGGGAGGGCCACCGUUACUACGCCCCGCUGCUGGACGCCAUGGCCCGCCUGGCCUACGAGCUGGGCAAGGACUUUGUGUCCCUGCAGAAGAGACUGGAGGAGAACCAGCUCCGGAAGCCCGCCCCCCGGGGCUUCACCCUGAAGGAACUCACCGUCCAAGAGUAUCUGUACUGAGCCACUCCCCGGGGAAGCUGGAGAAUUGGGGAUCACCAUGGCUCGUGGGCCUUUGGGGGUUGAUUCUGAGCAGAAAGAGCCACUUUGGGCUCUAGCUUGCGGGAUGACUUUGAACAAGCCCCUCCUCUGGUCCUCCGUUUCCCCAUCUAUGUUGAGCGGAGAUGCUUCCGGGCAUCCUUGGAAGCCUUUACUUGUGUCCUGUGUCCCCUUGAUGCCAGGCCCACUUCGUCGCAAAACCACAAACCCAGCUGCCAAAACACUGGAGAGUCAUAUCAACCUUACUGGUGUUUCUGUAGGUAGCUGGAGGAGAGGUUUAAAGUGCACAUCACAGACAAAGCUUGAUUCAUUUCCUCAGAGACAUCUCUCUUUAGCUGCCCUGAGGCUUUCCUCUUUGUUCCUCCCCCCUCAACCUUGCUGGCAAAUAUUCCCACCUAUUAUCCUAAGUAUUCUAGCUCUUCCCUGUUAGGGGUAGGCCCAACUCAGCAAGACAAAAGGUCACCUACUGCUCCUCAAAGCCAGCUUUGUCCCCAGGAUGAGCCAUACCUCAUCCUUUGAAGGGUGAGAGGAUCCUGGGCUAGAACCAGCUAUCAUUGCCUGGGGUUGGUUUUCAUUUGUAAGGCAACUGUCCCUUGAAUGGCCUUUCUGGAUUACGUAGACAUAGCCCUGACAGGAGGUGGGACCUCUGGGUAGAAGAGAUUGAACGCUCGACACCUCCCCAUCUGAAGGACAAUGGAUUGGGAUGCCCUUAACCAAAGUCUGCUGUCAGGCCCCCAAGUGAAGUGGAUUCUGGACCAGUGACCUGGGUUCAGCACAGGGCAGGAGUUGAUGGUACAGGCUGGUUUGGACCCCAUAUGCCUAUCAGGCUAGCAGUCCCUGAAGAUCUAAACCAUGUGGCUGAGGUUAUUAUCAGGGUGAGGCUGUAACUUGGGAACCUUAACCUGGGGCACCACACUGGCCUGAACCAAGAUCUAGCUCAGCAAAGAGCAGUGGGCAAGCAUUCACUGAACUACACCGAACGUAUUCAACAGCAACACCAUGUGGCAACACCUGGAGUGGCCCAACCAGGCUCCUUCCUGAAGGUUAGACACAGACUGACACCUUCAGAAAAAGAAAGUUUUCAAGUAUCUCAAUUUACUCCAGGAGAAGGACACUUUAAGUGGGAGAGAUUGGAUUUCUUGGAAAUCUGGGCAGGUGGGUAAUUAAAGUGUUAAAUGGAAAAAUAAGAAGAGCUGCAAUUCUUUUGUA
Molecule: messenger RNA, 2777 nt
Organism: Delphinapterus leucas (beluga whale)
Lineage: Eukaryota; Metazoa; Chordata; Mammalia; Artiodactyla; Monodontidae
Gene: SNX20
Product: sorting nexin 20
Biological process (GO): protein transport
Cellular component (GO): early endosome membrane
Molecular function (GO): phosphatidylinositol phosphate binding
Source: RefSeq, a predicted model, not a curated record